GUAGCGUUUAUCUCUGAUUACAAUAUCUUACUGAACAAAACGUGAUGCCCCAAAGUUUUGUUUGCCACAGAGCUUAUUUUGAGCAAAAUUCACAAAUCCAGUUCGAAGAUCUCGCAGGUUUUUUGUGGAGAGAACCAGGGCGAUGCUAACAUCUGGGUUAGACUACAGAAAUACAUCAUGGCUACACCACUCAAUGUUUGGAGUAUGAAUUCAUUCCAGUGGCAAAUCCUUAUAUAUCCCAUGUUAAAGUCCAGGAUCUGUCAAAUAACAAUGAUUUUGUUUAUGUUUGUUUAUCUAUUUAUUUGCCUGUCUGUUGAGUGCAAGUGCCAGAGUUAGCUCUAAUUGAAUUUAAAUUUGCAGAAAAAACAUCUCUGUUGACAAAAUGAUCACUACAGUAUGAAACAAGCUCACUUGUUACAGAUCAAUACAUAUUUGUUACACAACAUCAGCAACAUCAACCACAAGAAUAUGAUUCAGUAACAGUAAAACACUACAAAUAUGUUGGAAUAUCAAUAUAAAGCAGAUAUCUGAGGAUUGUUUUACAGCUGGAUGUGAGUGCAUGUCUCUCUGUGCGAUUUUCCUCUCUCUGUGCAUGUGUCCAUGCGCGCGCGCAUGUGACAUCAUUGAUGGGAUUGGCUCCGCUGGCUGGGGUGGGAGAGUCUCCUCCACAGGCUACAGAGGGAGAAGGAGAGGAGUGAGGGACAGAGGGAAGAGUUUCCAUCAGCCACGGAGCUCAGCGCAGUGCCACCUCCACUCAGAGAGAGCCACGCCCCGGGGGACAAGAGGGGACUGUGGCCCCGCAAGUGCCCAAAAAGCUCCUGUUAUGGAAGGGGGAGUGGACGCUGGAGAGGAGUUGUAGUCUGGUUACAGGUUGCCAUGAUGAAGUUCGGGAAGAGCAUCUGUGUGCUCAACGUGGGGGGGACCCGGUACGCCUUCACCCGUGAGGUGAUCAGGGAUUUCCCUCUCCGGCGCGUCAGCCGCCUGCAUGCCUGCGCAACCGAGAAAGAGGUCCUUGAACUGUGCGACGACUACGACCGGGACCGGAAUGAGUUCUUCUUCGACCGCCACGCUCAGGCUUUCGUGUUCAUCAUGCUGUACGUGCGCUCCGGCAAACUCCGCUUCGUCCCCGGAGUGUGUGAGCUGUCCUUCUACACGGAGAUGCUCUACUGGGGGCUGGAGAGCGCGCACUUGGACUCUUGCUGCCAGAAGCGUUUGGACGACAGGAUGUCCGAGAUCGGACUGGACACUCUGUCCGAGGAUGAGAUGAAAGUGUCGGGGGAUGAGCCCCACAGCCCGGGCGAUCCGGUGCCACGGACUGAGCUCACGGGUCGCGCCAAAUGGCUCGAGAAGAUGCGCAUGGCGUUCGAGGAACCCAACUCCUCGGUCGGGGCGCAGCUUCUGGCUUCUGUGUCCGUGAUCUUUGUUAUCGUCUCUAUGAUCAUGUUGUGUGCCAGCACCCUGCCGGACUGGGACACGGCCAAGAAGACCACUGUGGAGGAACACAGGAUAGUUGAGGCUGUGUGUAUCGGCUGGUUCACAGCAGAGUGCGUCGUGCGCUUUCUGGUGGCCAGAAACAAGUGGGACUUCCUCCGCCGGCCCCUCAACAUCAUCGACGUGAUUGCCAUCACCCCCUACUAUGUCACCAUGGCGUUGGCCCGUGCAGGGAUGCCAGGUGCCGGCCUCGGGGUUGCCGGGGUGAUCCUGCGGGUGCUGAGGAUGAUGCGGGUGUUCUGGCUCAUGAAGCUCGCCAGACACUUCCUGGGCCUGCAGACACUGGGGCUGACGCUCACACGCUGCUACCGGGAGAUGGUCAUGCUGAUGGUGUUUGUCUGCGUUGCCAUGGCGAUAUACAGUGCCCUGGCCCAGCUGCUGGAGCACGGAUUGGAUUUGGGGACGCAGAACCCGGAUUACGCCAGCAUCCCGGCUGCAGCCUGGUGGGUCAUUAUUUCCAUGACGACGGUGGGGUACGGGGAUGUGUAUCCUGUGACAGUCGGGGGACGGGUGCUCGGGGGAAUGUGCGUGGUGAGUGGCAUCGUUCUCCUGGCACUGCCCAUCACGUUCAUCUACCACAGUUUUGUACAGUGCUACCACGAACUCAAGCUGCGCUCUGCCAGGUGUGCACGCAGCCUAGCGCCGGAUAUACUGAAGUGAACAGGCAUUCAUGGCUCCAGACAAAAACUCAACAAACCAGUGGACCCGCUGCUCCCAUUGUGAAAUAAUGAGCCUCCACCAGAAAGAAACUCGACAAACCAGUGGCUCUGCUGAUCGCUCUGUGAAAUAAUGGUCAACUCUGUGCCGUGCCCUGUUUCCUGCCUGAGCUGCACCUGAUUUUAUUUGGUCGCUCCAGUUCCUGCCUGUUGUGCUGAUGAUCAGUCUUCAAACCAGCAUGCUCUGCAUGGGCAGAAGAAUAGAAAAUACACAAAUAAUUAUUUAUUAAACACGCACAGGCGCAGUCUAACCAGUGGCUUCUGUUUACACUGUAUCCCCAUGGUUACAACAUUGGCAGAGACAGCUGCUUUUUCUUUUUUUGUGUGAUACAUCGAAUGCUCUGUGUGUGCGAGUCUGCGUGUGUGUUUGUCUGGCUGUCAGCCUUUCACUUUGUCUAAGCCUUGCACCCAGAUGGUACAAGUUACACAAGAUUGAUGUGUGACCUAGAUGCAUUCUGUUAAACCUGUGAAACAGAGAAAAAGGAGUGAACAAGUGGGUGCCGGGGGGGCUGUUGGUGUGCAGGAGGGGCUUAAGCCAAGGAUAAUGAAAUAUGGAGACAGGUCACCGAGGAAUACGAGGUGUCAGACAAAUAAAAGGUAGACAGAUAUGACACAGGAGACGCAGCGUGAAGUGGAGAAUUAAAGAUUGUGGGACAAAAAUGACAGCAAUGGCAGAGCGUGGAGCGAGCCUGCACACGAGGACUGAAUAGAUGAAGAUGAAGCGUGCGUUCUGCUUCUCCAUUUGCGCCAGAAUGCAAGGCAUUUUGUAUUUCUGCGUCUCCAAGGCAACCACAUCCUCCAACACGUCAAUCACGUCGGUGGCUGAUUGUUGUGCACACAAAUAGGCCACAUGCGCGCAUACACAUCUCCUGGCUUGGAAGGCAGCGUUUUUUUUUUGUUUUUUUUUUUUGUUCUGAAAUUCUUGGUCGAAAUUACCUCUCGUAUAGCUGAAAUUCCUGAAAAGCAAAAGAGACAAAAAAAAAAAAAGAAAAGUAGUGGAUGUCACAGAUGACGGCUCUGACAUUCACGAUUCAGACAUGUCUGCCUUGUCCAUGGGCUGCCAAGAUGAUAUGAUUUGUUGAGGAGACACAUGAUCCAAACAAACAAGUCAACACCUCUCCCACACAACAGUCUUUCUCUGCAUCUCCUCUCCUCUUCCUCCUGUUGCCAUCAACCAUCUUCCUUUACACACACAUACACACACAUGCUGAGUCCUUGCUCUUCUUUUGCAAAGGAAAUUAAAUAAUUAACGAGUCUGCUCAUUAUCUGUCUGUCCCCACAUUUGUUAUCUCCUCAUACACCUCGCAGCCUUGUAUGAGUUUAGUAUGUAUUGUAGACAGUACAUAUCUCAGUAUCCUUGUUGUUGUGUUAGCAAUGUGCUUUUUAAGUAGUCAACCAAAAAAGUGAAAGAUAAUCCAUAUUUUAUCACCCUCCCCUCAGCUCAUAAUUCCCCAACUCGUAGCAUUGCUUAUGGCCCAGUGAAUUCUGGCCGGGCCUGAUUGAAACCAUCAAUCAGAAAACUUUUUCAUUAGUAGACUAGGAACUUGUAAUUAAUGUGAUCAAUGUCUGAGCUUUUAUAAUAAAAUUACUCCGAGCAAAA
This is a messenger RNA of Acanthopagrus latus (yellowfin seabream), 3807 nucleotides long. It is a transcript of the gene kcng3, whose product is annotated as potassium voltage-gated channel, subfamily G, member 3. NCBI's taxonomy places the organism in Eukaryota, Metazoa, Chordata, Actinopteri, Spariformes, Sparidae. Gene Ontology annotation, biological process: protein homooligomerization; potassium ion transmembrane transport. Gene Ontology annotation, molecular function: protein binding; delayed rectifier potassium channel activity. Gene Ontology annotation, cellular component: voltage-gated potassium channel complex; membrane. The transcript is spliced from 2 exons. Bases 877 to 2151 code for a protein of 424 amino acids. The record is from RefSeq and is a predicted model, not a curated record.